AUGGCUGAAUCAGGUUCUCACGGCUGGGUUCCUGAGGUCAUUACCAUUGAAGGUAGUGAGGAUUGCCUGGUCCAGGCUCUUCUUGAUGGUACUCUCCGUGCCGUGAGCGACGGCUCUUACAAAGCGAAAGUGGGCACAGCAUGCGCUCAAAUUCUCACUGAGGAUCGCAGGGAUAUCAUCUGGAUCACCUGCCAAACCCCUGGCAAAUUUGAGGAUCAGAAUUCAACGCGCAGCAAAUUGAUUGGCCUUAUGGCUUCUCUCCUGGUGUUGGAAUGGAUGGCUCAGCUUGCCCAACUGAAACUCUUUGCCAGCCAACCCUCGGUGGAGAUGGCCUGCGACCGUCUUAUUGCCCUGGAUAAGUGCUUCUCUGAAACACAUCUGUCCUUGUCUGGCGCGCAGUUUGACUUGGCCUCCACCAUCCGGGCCUUGCUUUGCCACCUUCCUCUCCAAGUUCAUCGGCGUCAUGUCAAGGGUCGCUUGGAUAAGCACCGUCCUUUCUCCCAACUGGACUGGUGGGAGCAGCGCAAUGUUGAAGUCGACUCCAAAGCACAAUCCUACCGCCGCCUGCUGGAGACUACAGGCCAAUCGGGUGCCUCCAACCCCCGCUUCUUCCAUGAACCUGUGGCGUUGUUCAUUGAUCGUAUCAAGUCGUCCCGACUGGAUCAGGCUCACAUCAUGGAGCUGGUCUCUCUUCCUGCCCUCCGUGCGUAUUGGUCCUCCAAGGACCGACUCUCCGAGCAGUCCAUCCGCAAGCAUAUAACUGAUGCAUUAAUUGUAUUAAAACUGUCUCAAGUUUCUAGAUUGCCGUUAACGGCUGUCAUGGGCAUUUACCAUACAGAGGUGAGUCCAGUACUGUUGAACCAGUUUGAGGCAUCCAAUCCCAGGGAAGUUGCUCUAUCGCAUAUUACAUUGCACCCUUGCACAUGUAGAACCGAUCUUGCCACUCGAGGCGGCGUAUUUUUAUUUUGUUUUUUGAGAUUUUUGAAGGUGGUGGUGGGCAUGAUUGUGUAG
Messenger RNA from Cylindrotheca closterium, 1011 nucleotides. NCBI's taxonomy places the organism in Eukaryota, Bacillariophyta, Bacillariophyceae, Bacillariales, Bacillariaceae. The record is from the annotation of a GenBank genome assembly.